Molecule: messenger RNA, 2252 nt
Organism: Topomyia yanbarensis
Lineage: Eukaryota; Metazoa; Arthropoda; Insecta; Diptera; Culicidae
Product: venom acid phosphatase Acph-1
Exons: 5
Coding region: 332-1606 (424 amino acids)
Biological process (GO): dephosphorylation
Molecular function (GO): phosphatase activity
Source: RefSeq, a predicted model, not a curated record
CAUUGGGUUGCUCUCGGUUCAGUCAGUGGUAAGCAAUUGCAUGUUUUGCGCGGGCGUGAGUUAUUCAUUUCUAUUCUGCAUAAUAUACGCCACGAACCUUCAGUGCGGGAAUGGAUGACAUUAAGCCACGAGUGUGAUACGUGGUGUAGAUCGCGAUGAAUCUGGUUAUCAGUAAAAUGUGAGUGAUAUACCCAGUGCUCAGAGAGUAGCUGACAAACAGGAAGAGAGCUGACAGUAGGAAGAUCGUAAAUCCCUUUGCUGCCAGUGUAAUCGUGACGAAUUCCGCCGUGGCGAGCCGACCGCAUAAAAAGCCCGCGGGAUAAACGAAAACAUGUAUUCGCUAAGUCGGCGCGUGCUCAUCAUGUUGACUGGAAGUGUGCUAAUAUCGUUACUCGUCGUGGUCACAGUGUACGGUGUGUACGGGGCCCCCGCGUCCCAGGAGAUCGGUCAUAUCGCUUUUGACAAUCGGAUCGAGGAUCUACCGUGCGAUCGGGACGGAUCGGACUGUGGUGAUAUUGCCCGUGCCUCCUGGGAUUACGAGCUGAAGCAGGUGCACGUGGUAUUUCGUCAUGGACAACGUACACCCGCUGAUACCUACCCGACGGAUCCGUUGGUUAACCAAACGUUUGCUCCGUAUGGAUGGGGCCAGCUAACGAAUUACGGAAAAAACACUCUUUAUGAGAUUGGAUCCUGGCUUAGACGCCGCUACGGUAACUUUCUCGGGAAAAUGUUUAUACCCGAUAAAAUUCAUGCCCAGAGUACUGGUGUUUCUAGAACCCAAAUGUCUAUCGAGCUGGUGCUUGCAUCGCUGUAUCCACCGCAAGGAACGGCACAGGAGUGGAAUCAUGAUCUCAACUGGCAGCCUAUUCCUUUCAUCAGCGAACCUCUUGAUCAAGAUACGUUAUUGCUGGUGCGAAAAUCUUGUCCACGAUAUCACGAGGCACAUAAUGCAGUUUUGGAAAGUGCAGAAAUUCAACAAAUAAUGAGCGACAAUCAGGAACUAUUUAAAAAUCUCACCAAACUCACCGGUAUGGAUAUCAAGACGCCAGACGAUGUGCAGUCCCUAUAUAGCACUUUGAAAGCUGAGUAUGAGUUCGGACUCAUUCUUCCCGAAUGGACCAAGGAUUAUUAUCCGGAAAAACUUCUACCUCUCACACGACUCAGCUACAUUCUGAACGUUUACGACAAUGAACUGAUAAAACUUAAGGGUGGACCUUUUCUGAAGAAGACACUAAGCGAAUGGGAGUCCGUGAUGGCCGACGAAUUCAGCCCAAAAAAUAGGAAAAUUUUUAUAUAUGCAGGGCACGAUUCUACGGUAGUAAAUGUUCUAUCCGCAUUUAACGUAUGGCACGAGCAAUUCCCCAAUUACGCAAUUAUGGGAGUUUUUGAAUUAUAUAAAGAUCGACGAACUGGGCAGUUUGUAGUUCGCGUCUAUCAGAAAAACGUUGGGGAACAACUGACUCCAUUGAAGAUUCCAGGAUGCAGCAAGUACUGUCCCGUAGAACAACUGAGAUCGUUACUGAACAGUCACAUCCCGAUCGAUAUGAACCAGGAUUGUAAAGCGCACUCGGCUGGCUUCGAGGAACCGCCACCCAGGGGACCGUAAAUCUCAGCAAUAAGUUUUAAUAUUUAUACUUGUGAUUUUAAAUAGUUGUAGAUGGGAAUAAACAAUCUAGAUAUGACACCGAGGCACAACGCGAGCAUUGUGAACAUCUAAGCAGAAGUGCGGUUUGCAAAGAUAAUUUACUGCCCUUAAACUUUACGCAAGGAAACGCUUUGGUCUAGACUAGGACUGAUGCGCUUCUUGAUAUUUAUUUAUAUAUUUGCUGUAUAUACACCAACUCCAUAAUGUUCUGUAAUGCUGUAAUGGUGAUUAUUUAUAGACUAGUUGCAUUUACGAAUUAAUUUAAAAAAUACCUUAAAACGUAUUUUUCGUCAAGAAGACGUCGAAAGCGGUAACGAGAAAACGCGCUACAGUCCCGAAAAGCAAUUCACUCUGGCAGACAGUAAAUCCGAGACGUACAUGGCUCGAGAAUCGUCCCUCCGGAUGCUGAGUGUCGAUCUGUAAUGACUGACAAUGGUUUUCGUAACUCGGAAGUUGGGACGUCGUGUUUCGCCAUGAAAGAUGUUGAUGACUGAACCUGUAUUGUACAGCCUCGAUUCUAUAAAUUCCGUUUUGGUGGAGACGUUGCAACUAUCAGAAAAAUAUUCUAGUGUGAAUCGGCUGCACACGCAAUAAAGCGAUUUGAAAC